Fusarium musae is the source of this 2919-nucleotide messenger RNA. RefSeq lists its product as uncharacterized. The transcript has 3 exons. Gene Ontology annotation, molecular function: protein binding. The coding region runs from base 1 to 2919 and encodes 972 amino acids. Lineage: Eukaryota; Fungi; Ascomycota; Sordariomycetes; Hypocreales; Nectriaceae. The record is from RefSeq and is a predicted model, not a curated record.
AUGGUCAACUGGAUGUCCACGAAGAACAUAGUUUGCAUUAUUGAUGCACUUGACGAAUGUGAACCAAGAUAUCUACAGCAACUUCUAGGAGACUUUAAACGAUUAGUCAGUCUCUGUCGUACAAGAUGCACAGUCUUUAUCACAUUCCAGCCAACCACGGCAAUCCAAGACUUAGCAGGACCACUGGACGACAGGAACAGUCUGAAUCUAGAUGAGGUUAUGGGACAAGAUCGAAAGAUACUUAUACAAGAGUCUCUAGGCGACAAAAAAUUUGAAACUCUCCGGAAGGAACUUGAGCAGGGCAACUGCACCCCUCUGGCUACCAGACUUUUGUCUCAUCUAGACUAUAACAAGGGAUUGGGGGACCCACGCUCUAUGAGCUACGAUGAGAUUUAUCGCAAGAUAUUAGUACAAAUCGAUGUACCACAGUUAUGGCUUCGAGAUGUCUUGGUAUGCACCGCGUUUGCGGAGCGACCUAUGACAGUCAGCGAGCUCGCCUUCGCGAUGGGAAUCCCAGAUCUUGAUCAGAUAUCUGGCGAACAGGUGACUUUACAGAAGAUCCGUAUCACGGCCCCCAAGCAGCUGGAAGAGGAUCUGGAACUUGCUAUGCGCCCUCUGAUGCAAGUGGAGAGCGGCAUCGUCCGGCUUAUUCACAGCACAUUCAGAGCAUUCAUCAGACAUUACCUCAACAAGAAAUUGAUGCCAGAAGUCCGGUUCGGACUUCCCUCAGAAACAGCUACGUGGCAUUUAGUCAUGUUAAGGAAAUGCAUGCUUACGCUAUGCCUCCCUGAACUGCGCGACGGCUGCAACGAAAUCCCCAGUCCACGCCCUUUUCGUUCACUCUGUGCUCAUCCAGCUACCCCUCUGACUGAAAGCUUUGCUGUUUAUGCAAAUUCAAUGUGGCCACGGCAUUUACUCACGACUCAAGAGGUCUUGAAGGACUCUGGCGGCCAACCGGAGCUGAUAGCAAAUUGCCUUUCGUGCUUCUGGAACAAUGGGGCCAUCACGUCGUGGUGGGCACGGAGCUUCAAACCAAGCCAAGGGUAUUUUAUUCCCAAGACUGACGCCGGAAGUGUCUCUUUGGCUCUUCACCUAAUGAUUUCAUUGGGCUUGAUGGCUUUCAUCCCGCCACCAUCACUGGAAAGUAUUGCUUCCUCAGAUUUUAAAUCAGCCAUCUCGGCGUCUAUCGAUCUGGAUGAUAUAGGAACCACCGUGGAUCUUCUCCUCCGCGCAGCUGAUGUAAGGUUUGAUCUCUGGUUGUCAGCUGUGAAGGAGUGCUGUAAAAAUGGCCAGCUAGCGAUACUUAGUGCAAUCAUAAAACGGCAAGGUAAACAACUUUCCAAGGAUAAGAUACAAGAGUGUCUCGAAAUUACCGCAGAGUACGGGAACUGGCCUCUUGCUUCUCAGCUUAUGGCACACGCAUCACAGUCUAAUGAGCUGCCACACAACAAAGUCUUAGCUGAUAUAAUAGUUGUUGCCGCUCAUUACGGUCAUGAUGGCGUUGUUUUCGAGCUGCUUCGAGCCACAAGCGAUCCGGAUUGCCAGGAUGAGGGGCCCGAGACGUCGUCUGCAAAGUUGACUCGAGAGCUUGUGGUGUCCGACAACGGCCCACAGAAUAUCGAAGACCAUGAUUGUGUGGAUGGACGGGGCAGUUUUAGAACUAAAACUACCCCUGAGGAAGACGACAAUCAGGGAGCAAUCGAAGCUCCCGAGCCGGAGAAGAUGGAUCAAGAAGGGACUUCAACAAAAACAUCUUGGCUAAGCGAAGCACUUUUUAGUGCAGCGGAGUUUGGAAGCGAAGCGGUGGUUAGAAUCCUCCUUGAACACGGUGCGCAACAUAUAUCCAGAGAUCUUGAGCUCAAUUGGACACCACUUCACGCUGCCGCAUAUAAGGGCAACAGCGAGGCCGUGGAGCAGCUUCUAGACCAUGAUGCAGAUUUAGAAGAUACAGAUUACCAGGAUGCAACCCCACUAAUGUUAGCAUGUCUUGGUGACUUUCCGCACACGGCACAAGCAUUGCUAGCCAGAGGCUCAGACCCUGACCACAUUGCGUACAAGUCAUGCAAGUACCGUGCCAUCCAUAUCGCAGCGCGGAAUGGAAACGUCGACCUCGUGAGGUUGCUCCUGGAAUCAGGAGCUUCUGAAAACGUGCGACUAGGUGCCCCGGAGCAUAGCACGCCAUUGCAUAUUGCUGUAGCAUGGGCAGACGAAGGCCGUAAGCAUGCCGAUGUAGUGCGAAUACUAUGUCAGUUUGGAUCUGAUGUCAAUGCUGCUGCUCAAGAGGGAAGCACCGCUAUGCAUAUGGCUGUCCAGAAUGCGGCUUGUGACAAGAAUAUGGUCCAAGCCCUGCUUCGAUACGGUGCUGAUAUUGAUCGAAAGGACGACAAAGGAUUUUCACCCUUAUACUACGCUGUUAAGAACAAAAGGGAGCAGCUGGCCAAAUACUUGUGGAACCCCUGGGACUCUCGUGGUCUUAGAAAUAUAUCUGUCCUAUUUCAUGCAGCUGCAACAGGAAGAUUGAUCCGGGUACAGCAACUACUGGCCGCUGGUGAAGACACAAAAAAGAAGGAUGCGUGGGGAAGAAUUGCUUUGGACGUGGCGGUGACCGAAGAAGUUCGCCGGGAGUUAUGCAAGUCGGAGAACGUCGAUGAGAAAUUACUCAGCGAUCAGGCUGAGGUGUCGAUGGCCUCUUCCGAGACAUCUUGCGCGUUCUUGAAACAGCGACACACCAAAGAGAAUGUUGAUCUGGUAGAAUGGAAUUGCGACAAUUGCAACCGCCUACUAGACGGAGUCAUGUUUUACCUGAAGUUCAGCGCUAAUUAUUAUAAUGGCUCAAGACUGUUACGAUUGUUCAGAAGAUUGCAGCACCGAGAAUACGUGGGACCUUUGCGAUGGAUGUUUCAGCGCUUCAAAUUGUAA